AUGCUCGGUUCUCUUGUUGUCUUGGUUCUUGCCAGCCUCUCCAUUGCUUCGCCAACUUUGGAGAAGCGAGCCAUUACAUGUCUCAAAGUUGGCCAAACAGCCACUGCAUCUUGGACCAAUAGUGCGGGGAAGAAAUGUACUUUCACGGGUGUUGUUGGUAGCAACUACGGCGCCAAUCCUUCCGGAUCAGGAGAAUGCGGAGCCGGGUGCAGCGGCACUGCUGUUGGUAACGUCUAUACACAAGAUUGCUUCUCUCACGAUAUCUGCUCAUACUUCAACUCCGCCUCCGGAGGUGCCAGUGACCCCAACUGCGGAGCUGCUUACAAUGCGGCUGUCGAUGAUACUGCUUUAGGUUUUGCGAAUGGUUGCAGCCAGACGAACCCAAGCAACAGUGUUGCCAAACCCAAUAGUGCUCCGCUGCGAUACUCUGGAAUUCCAGACGACGGACAGCAUCUUCAUGCUGACUUGCCCUGGCAUCGAUGUGAUUUGUUCGCGUGCCCAAGACCCCUGUUCAUACCCAUGCAUCUGACCCCAGAGAAGGACAACACCCCUGCCACUGAUGAUGGCACCAAGGUCAUCUCUGUAGGAAAACCCAGGACUCCGACCCUAGUCGCCAAGCUCAACGGGCAGCCAUCAGCAAAUACUCCGUACCAAGCCAAGCCUAGCGAGCUCAGCGAUAUUUGGGGAAAAUUGGAGCACCAUCCCUCCUAUAACAGGGUCUUCUCUCUCGGCAAAGAUGGCAUUCUGCGCUCGCUAGGCCCCGACCGCGAUGUUCACGAUGCAGUCCCAUUAUCGCCUCAUUUGAUCAAGGCGCUUCUUGACCGUCUGCCUUUCUGUCCUGAGAAUGAGGUCGACUUUCGCGGUGUCGAUGGCAGAAACACGCCUAAAGAGCAGUAG
Fusarium tjaetaba is the source of this 897-nucleotide messenger RNA. RefSeq lists its product as uncharacterized. The record is from RefSeq and is a predicted model, not a curated record. Bases 1 to 897 code for a protein of 298 amino acids. Lineage: Eukaryota; Fungi; Ascomycota; Sordariomycetes; Hypocreales; Nectriaceae. The transcript has 5 exons.